CCUAUAAGUAAUAGGGGGUGUCAUUUUUCCACCCCCUUUUAGGGGUAGGCAUGCUAUCUCAUCCCCAAGAAAAUUGAAGCAAAUCAUAAAUUAUCUAUAAACAACAUGAUUAAUUGAAACCUUCUUCCUCCUUGUCAAUUAAGUUUCUUCACUCUCCACUCUAUAAUAUCAACUUCAUUCUACACAAUUAGAAAGAACAAAUUUGACAUGUCUCCACAAACAUAAAGAAGAUUAAUUGUUUAGAAUAUUUAAUAUACCGGGAAAAUUAUUUAUAUGGGUGUGGGCGGGUACCCAUGGGGCGGGUUUAUCUAAACCCAAACUCAAUCCAACCCGAUGAAUAGUAAACGGGUUUAAACCCAAACUCGACCCAAAACCCGUCAACACGGGUUUUAUCCGCGUUGACCGGGUUGGGUUGGGUAGGAUAUCCAUGAGUUCGGGUUUUGUUGACAUCCCUAAAUACGAAUGUUGUUAUUUUGCUUAAGCGCAUCUAAAAAUUCUCUGUGACUCACAGAAUGCAGGGCUCGGGCGCCGAGUAAAUUUGCUUCACUAGUAAUAUCACUAGUACCAAAAUCAAAUUCGAACCAGUUAAGAACAAAGCCCAUAACUUCAGGCCCAUAACUAUUGGGCCGAAAACCACACGUGUCGGGCGGGGCUACCAAACACAGCCCGUCAUUUAUCGGUUUAUCCCAUGAAACCCGGGGUUUUGACUAUUGAGCAGCAAGAAGAAUAAUAAGAUAAAAUUAAUAAUAAAUAUGCCCUCCAGCUAAUUUAAUCUGUUUAGUGGUUGUUGUUUUGGCCUUAUCCGCAAACUCAUAAACUUCCUGAGCGGACGACUGUAUACAGCUCUCAGUCUCAAGUCCCAACCCCCACAUGCGUUGCAGCGCGUACGCAACACUGCUUCCUACCAUGUGACUCACCGACGAACCUAAAAUUUUACUCUCAUCGGUAGUAUGUAUUUACCCAUCCAACGCACGCGCCGCCUUCUGAGGUCACCAAAGUCAGCAAGAUUGUCAAACUGGUUUAAGUCAUUGAGCCGAUUUGAGGUUUUUAUGGUUCGAUUGGGGUUCGACGGUUUUGAGCGGUUUUAGACGUUUUCUAAAUAUAUAUACAAAUAAGGUAGUAAUUAAAGGUUUAAUGAGUGAAAUAAAAUUGAUCUUACAUAUAUCUAUUAAAAACUUAUUUUCAACCAAAUAAAUCUACCUAAUCUCUAUGAUCCACCCACAAUUUCCCUUCAUUUGUUCCUCUCUUCCCCCUCUCUUCUUCUCCCUCUUUAGAGGUCCGACCAGGAGAUUUUCUGAAGAUCAUUUUGAAGCCCGACUCAAAUCGAAUCGGAUUCAAUCGGAGAUUCGAUAGGAUUUUAACCAUCUUGGUCGAGAGUAGAAACCGUAAGACCCAAAAAAAUCCCUACACGACCGGCAAAACCACGCGCCACGUCACAUUAACCGCCGGCUCCAAACGUAAUUCUUAUCCAGUUAUCCUCUUUCUCUUCAACCACACGGAACUUUCUCUCUCUCUCUCUAAUCCGAAUCCCUCUGUUGCUCUCUCGAUCUGUCAGAGCCACGGCUUUUCUCGCCAUUCCUGUUCAUUCCCUUCAUCCGUCCAUCCAUGUAGAGCUUCUGUAAAGCUCGGGUUUCCUAGAAGUGGCCGUUAAAUCUCUGGGAUCGCGUAAAUCGAACUCCUGUGGGGAGGAUUGGAUCAAUUGGCGGAAAAAUGGACGGGUCGUUCUUCGAUCUGAUGGAGCUGUUGAAGAACCCCUCCAUUACCGAAACAUUCGUCGAUAUUCUGCUCUGCGCCGUGCCGAUAUGGCUGGCCGUCAUGAUCGGGCUCCUGAUCGGCUGGUCUUGGCGGCCAAGGUGGACCGGAUUAGUUUUCCUAGGGUUACGGAGCAAGGUCAGGUUUCUGUGGACGGCGCCUCCCGGGUUCGGAGCCCGGCGACUCUGGUUGGCAUUCACGGCUCUGUCGGCGUUCUCCGUUUGCCGCACCAUCUGGUCCAACUUCAAGGGCAAAAGGGAGAAGUCAGCUGCGGCGGCUGCUUCUUCGUCUGCGUCGGCAGCUGCGGUGGAUAGAAGCACGGAGCCAUUUUCUGAUUCUGCUAGCUCCACAAGUGAAGCUGAGGAGAGGGAGUACCUUGUAACAGAGAGUGACUUGGAACACCUAUUGUAUCUGCUUGAAGGCAAGGACAGUCAAAUGGACUGGCAAUGUUUUAUGGAAAGAACUACACCAAACAUGUCAUACCAAGCUUGGCGCUACGAGCCUCAGACAGGUCCUCCUGUUCUACGAAGUCGGACUGUCUUUGAGGAUGUGACUCCAGAGUUGGUCAGAGAUUUCUUCUGGGAUGAUGAAUUCCGUCCUAAAUGGGACCCAAUGCUUGGAUACAUUAAGAUAUUGGAGGAAUGCCCUUCUACUGGAAUAAGCAUUUCUCAUUGGAUAAAAAAGUUUCCAUUUUUCUGUAGUGAUAGAGAAUACAUCAUUGGUCGAAGAAUAUGGGAGGCUGGGAAGACUUACUAUUGUGUCACUAAGGGGGUGCCAUACCCGGGCUUGCAGAAGCGGGACAAGCCAAGACGUGUCGACCUGUAUUUCUCGAGUUGGGCGAUUAGGGCUGUUGAAUCUCGGAAAGGGGAUGGGCAGAUGUCAGCAUGUGAAGUCGUCCUCGUGCAUUACGAGGACAUGGGGAUCCCUAAAGACGUAGCAAAGCUAGGACUGCGUCAUGGAAUGUGGGGUGCGGUGAAGAAGUUGCAUUCCGGGAUGCGUGCAUACCAGAAUGCCAGGAAAGCAGCAGCAGAUGGUUCAUCGUUGUCCAGAUGCGCGGCCAUGGCCAAGGUCACCACCAAAAUCACUCUCGAUAAUAACAACACGGAGGAGUUGUCCUCAUCGGAGGAAGGAAGUAUUGACAAUGAAGGAAGCAAAAGCAGAGUGGUGGAGGGGCAAGGCAGGCAAAAGAAGGAUCAUCAUGGGAUUGAUUGGAAAUGGGUAGUGUUGGGCGGGGCGGUGGCUGUGGUAUGUGGGGUGCGCUCAGGCGCAAUUGGGAAGGCCUUGCUGCUGGGUGCAGGGCAAAGAUUUGCCCGGAGGUGACUUUGACUGAGUGAACUGGUUUUUUGCAUGAUUUUCUGGAGAAAAACUGUAUGUAUUCACAAUCCACCCCACCCAUAUAUGUCUAUCUGCGACCGAAGAAGCUUUUCUUCUUAUGAUCAUAUUGUCGCAGUGCCAUCGCAUGGUCAAUGUAUUGUACUAUUGUUGCUACUAUCUAUCCUUCAAAAUGUUGUUAUACUGUAGGGCUCAAUUGGCAGCAGCAGUUGACAAUGGCGACCGGCUGGGUUGCUCGGCGGUACAGUCCAUAUCGUCGCCGUCGCCUGUGUUUCCUCAUUAAGAUUCAUGGGCCGUAAAACCGGGCCUUGGAUUUGGAUAGCAAAUGGGGCGAUUGGGCUGAUUUGACGCAGAUCCAUGGUUUGCUUGCUGCUGAUCUUGGCCGCUAUCGCUUAUUUUACUGGUUUUCCAUUGGCAUCCUAUCUAGGUCCGGAAUAGCGCCGGUAAGAGGGCGACUGGGAGCAUGUGCUCCAGCGAGAUUCGUUGGCAAGGUCAAUGGAUGAGAGCAACCGGUAUAAGCAAAUUUUAAUUUGUUUCGUUAAUUGGUUGUCUUGGGCAUUAUAUGGGCAUAUUUCCUAUAGUAUUAGCAUUGUGACUUGAGUUUUGUGGACCUAUAGUCUUAGCCCAACUAUCAGUAUUUCUUCUAUUCCCUCAUUCGCUUUGUUCGAUACAUAUGUGGAUGAGAGAAUCCACGGUGGAAGUAUCCACUCACUACGCUCUUAUGUCUUGCUCGACCACCAUCCAUCGUGUGGGGGUCGUGAUAAGGAGGCAAGUGAGCCAUGAACCUUAUCAUCUAUGCUUAUUUCACGUUACAUGGGAUGUCGACAUUGAUGUGUAUUGUACAUGGUGUGGAAGUAUAUGGAGGCUUCAUUCUUAUCACGUCCACCCAGCUAUAGACAAUCAAAUGCAAUAAACAUAAUAAUGUGGAUUCAAUCAAGAAUCAGAUGUUAUCUAUGUCAUACGAACUGCCUGAUUUUUGCGAUGAGAUUUCAUCAUAUAAUAUGUCUGAAGUUUAUUAGAUCUAACAUGCUACAAUGGAACCUAAAGAUUUCUCUCAUGAGCCGUGAUAGUUCAAUCGACUGGUUCCGAUCUCAUUGCAUCACAAAAUCUAUCACAAGCUAUCAACAAGUGAUAUGAUAGCUUUGGUAGGGCAUGCAAUCAUAUUGACAAGAAAUCAUCCAACGCAAUCAAACAAGCAUAAACUCAUAUGACAAUAGUCAAGCAAUACAUCGGCUAAGGAGUAAGGACCUAAAGGGUUCAAAAACCUACAAAAACGAAGGGUUUAGAUACUCAUACUAACAUGGGCUUACAGGGGAUGAAAAGGGAGAGAUUAGAAAUCCAUCGUUGAAAUCGGUUACCAAAAAAAUCCCCUCUCUUACUUUAUUUCGAAUUCUCCUCUCAUCUCUCUCUAACUUUUUCUUGACGGUGUAGAUCUCAAGGGCUUCCCCCGGCAUCUCUUGGUGACCGGCGGUAGCCCACCCCUUUCCCUUCUGCCUGCUUCCAUUUUCAGCUUCCUUGUCUCUGUUUUCUUUUUUUUUUCACUCUCUUGUUCCAGACUUCCAGGUAUUCAGUUUUUCCAGCCAUUUUGGCAUUUCGCUGCCCUGUUUUUGGAUUUUUUUUUCUGGGAUUUGCUCUCCUUGGGGGCUUGGUUAUGCAUCUUGGGUUUUCCUAUUUGAUAGUGGAUUUAUCAGCUUGUGUGGUGAAUCGAUUCACUGGUUUUCCCCUUCGUUUCUUCCCAGGUGGUUUGUUCUGCAUCUUGGUGGGCUUUGGAGGAUGGAUUGCGGUGUCUAGCCUUGCUGCUCGUGGUUUCGGAUCUUUGAUAUGGGGAUUUGGGUUCUUCUUCUUCCCUUGACCAAGUCUUGGUGCCUCGUUUUCCCCCUGCCUCUUCAGCUCGGAGCAUUUCGAUCCUCAAUCUUGUUCACCGCCAUGUAAUCCCUCACUCGAGAUUCACUGUGUUGAGUGUCUUCGAGCGACUCCCAGGAGGUGGCAUAUGACAUUGUGUUCAAUCGUCAUGGACUCGGUCUGAUCGGACGAGCUGAUUGCACUUGGUGCUACUUUGUUUGAUUUGAUUGCAAGAGAGCUUUCGAUGUUUACUGCUUUUGGUUCAAGUGUUUCAGAUCCAUUGUUGGGGUACUCUUUCUGUGUUUUGUGCUCUUCUUGUUGUAUCUCUGAAGCACAGAUUGAUGUUCCAUGUACUUGAGUUUGUCUGUCAUUUGUUCUGAUUUUGGGUUGCUUUGUUGGUUCUCUUGUAAUCGAUCUUUCAAACUACAAUGCAAAUAAUCCCUUUGUAAAAAAAAAAAAAAAUCGGUUACCAACCCCUAGAAUAGCAAUCGAGCCCCCUUUUAGGUACUGAUCUGCUCCUCUAUCCUCGAGCUUUGGAGUUACCUUAGGGGAAGAGAACCCUCCCUGUCGAAUUGUGUGCAACUUGGAGCUCGAUGGGAUGUAUAUAUAGCUCCCCAAAGUAGGUUUUCCUUGGGAUUUCUAGGUUUAAUUCGUGUUCUGGAGCAUACUGACGAAACCCGACACCUCGAACUUAUAUUUGGAACUUGAGGGCUUCAGAAGCCGAGCUUUGGGCUCAUCUUUAGAAUUACCGACCACCACGUGGAUUUUGGUCUCUAAAUUGGUUCUUGGGCCACCGUUUUUCACUACUUAGACUUGCUCGGGUUUUUUCUCCCUCCUCCGACUUAAGAAUAAAUCACUAUUUGAUUCCAUAUGCUCGUAAUCUCAUUAUCUUUCCUGUGAUGAUGAGCUUCCAUGAUACCUUGUCUUAAAAAUAUUCAUAAACUAUCCAAAAAGCAUCAAAUGUGUAAAAACACUUCUAGUGACUAUCAGACGCAGCUUUGAGCAAAUAUCAAGCAGAUCCAAAUCAAAACGGCUAAAAAUAUGAAUAAUUUAUGCUAAACAUGCUACAAAGUGAAGGGAUAAAAAAAAAAUUACGUGUCAUCACAUGCAAGACUCCGCCAAUUUGUGUGGUUAACUAGAAGUGAGAUCUUCUUCGAUAGAGAAGUCGUGGGGUGGGAUAAAAUUAGGGUUUGCAUAUCAAUUUGAUGUACAAAUUAUUAUAUGAUACACUUAAUACCAAUUAUAUUUCAGUCAUAUAAAUGUCAAACCACUACAAAAUACAUAUAUUCCUGUUAGAAUUUGUAUAAAAUGUGUCAACUGGA
Linum trigynum is the source of this 6248-nucleotide messenger RNA. Lineage: Eukaryota; Viridiplantae; Streptophyta; Magnoliopsida; Malpighiales; Linaceae. The record is from the annotation of a GenBank genome assembly.